Molecule: messenger RNA, 4400 nt
Organism: Perca flavescens (yellow perch)
Lineage: Eukaryota; Metazoa; Chordata; Actinopteri; Perciformes; Percidae
Gene: crb2a
Product: crumbs cell polarity complex component 2a
Exons: 13
Coding region: 3-4400 (1465 amino acids)
Biological process (GO): Notch signaling pathway
Molecular function (GO): Notch binding; calcium ion binding
Source: RefSeq, a predicted model, not a curated record
CCAUGGAGUUGGGGAAGAUUCAUUUGAAUCUAAAGACAGUACUGCUGACGAUGAUGAUGUUCAAAUGGGGAAUCCUGUGCACAGCCACUUCAGACAAAUGUUUGUCUGCGCCCUGCCAGAACGGAGCCACCUGUGUGGACACCAUGGAUGACUAUGCCUGUCUCUGUGCCAGAGAGGGGGUCCGAUACAUGGGCAAAGACUGUGAUGAGCUCUAUGACGCCUGCUCCUUUGCCCCGUGUGACGACUGCACCAGCACCCCGGGCAUGGCAGAAUACCACUGCAUCUGCCCGGACGGAUUCACAGGGGAUAACUGCACCGACGAGGUGGACGAGUGUCAGAGCAACCCGUGCUCUGAGCCCCGUUCUCUGUGUGUAGACCAGCUGAAUGGAUACUUCUGCAGAUGUCCUCCUGGGUACGGAGGAUGGGACUGCAGGACACAUGUGACUGACUGCAUCGAUGAACCCUGCAGCAACAAUGGCACCUGUGUGUUGAGACCACAGGGCUUUGAAUGUCGCUGUGCACCGGGGUUCGAGGGGAAGACCUGCGAGGAAGAUGUGAAUGAGUGUUUGUCAGAGCCCUGUCAGAACGGAGCUAUCUGCAUCCAAGGAGUGGCCGAGUUCCACUGCUUCUGUGUGCCGGGGUUUCAGGGUUAUAACUGUGAGAUCGACAUCAACGAGUGCGCCUCGCGACCCUGUGAGAACAACGCCACCUGCAUCAAUGAGAAGGACCACUAUGAGUGCGAGUGCCUGCUGGGCUUUGCAGGAGUCAACUGUGAGGUGGAAAUCGAUGAGUGUGAGUCCGGCCCCUGCCAAAACGGGGCCACCUGCCACGAUCUGGUCAGCACGUACUCGUGCGAGUGUCUGCCCGGCUUCGAUGGCAUCGACUGUGAGCUGGAUGUGGACGAGUGUGCCAGUGAGCCCUGCCAGAACGGAGCCCGAUGCCAUGACAUGGUGAACAGCUAUGAAUGUGACUGCAGCGAUACAGGAUUCCAGGGGGACUACUGCGAAGUGGACAUCCCUGAGUGUGCCUCCGAUCCCUGUCAGCACGGCGCCUCGUGUUCUGAGGGAGUCCAAGGAUACGCCUGCCUCUGCUGGCCAGGUUAUGAAGGACCAAACUGUGAGAUAGACAUCGAUGAGUGUGGCGAGCAGCCGUGUGAGAACGGUGGCGAGUGUUUCGAGCGCUCCGAUCCGUCCCACUGGGAGCUGGACUGGGAGCUCAGCUUUGCAGAUGCAGCUGGAUAUAUCUGCCAGUGUCAGCCAGGCUUUGCAGGAGAGAACUGCUCGGUCAACAUUGACGAGUGUGAGUCUGAACCGUGCCAGAAUGGAGCCACUUGUGAGGAUAAGAUCAACGGCUACACCUGUGCAUGCGCUGCUGGAUUUUUAGGUGAGCUGUGUGAAGUCAACAUUGAUGAAUGUGAGAGCCAGCCGUGUCAGAACGGGGGCUGGUGUGAGGACGGCAGGGCGUCCUACACCUGCCACUGCCCUGAGGCCGAGCCAGGUGAACUUCCAUGGGGAGGGGAUAACUGCCAUGUGAAACUCUACGGCUGUGUGGACCACGAAUGCCAGAACGGCGCCACGUGCCAGGCGUGGCUGGAGGCUGGAGAACACGGCCAAACAUGCUUGUGCCCUCAUGGCUUCUAUGAUGAGCAGUGCUCCACCAGGACUACUUUCUCCUUCUCCAGUCCUGGAUUCAUCCACAUCCAGGUUGUUCUAGAAGAAAGGACCCGCAGGGAGGUGGAGCACCGUGGUCACCAUGGUUUCGGAGUACAGCUACGCUUCCGCACGACUAUACACAAUAUGUUGCUCUUCUACAGAGGGGACGUGGACAAUCACCUCAUCUUGGAGAUUGUGAAUGGUGGUCUUCACGCAAAGGCCUUUUGUGAGGAGUCUGAACUGGAUGUAACAUUUCCUGGUUUGGUCAGUGACGGAGACUGGCGGGAUGCUCAUGUGUUUGUAGAUAAUGAAGGCCUGGUUCUGAUUGUGAAAGGCGCUGGCUGUGACAGGGACGGGUGCACAGUCACAGAUGGUGGUGCUGAUGAACCAGCUUUCCGGCCCUCUGAAGCCUUCACUCAGGUGUAUGUAGGUGGAGCACCAGAGCAGCUUUUGGAGUACUCUGAGAGUGGUGCAGGCUUCAUUGGAUGUAUGGAAGACCUGAUGAUCGACUCUAAGCCUAUCCUACCGCAAACGCUUCCAGAAGACCAAGGCCAUGAGCUGGGCUGCAGUAAGACUGAGUGGUGUCAGCCAGACCCCUGCUAUGGACAUGGACGCUGUGUGGACCUGUGGACCAGCUACCAGUGUGACUGCUACCGGCCCUUCCAUAGUGAGCGCUGCUCUCAAGAAUUCCCUUCCUGGACAUACAGCCAUGAGGACACAGGGAGCUUCAGUGUCUACGAUGUAGGUCAGAGCCAUGAGAGCAACUUCAACGUGUCCUUCUUCCUGCGCUCCUUAAAGCCAGACGGGCUGCUGUUCCAGCUCCGGAGAGCCACAGACGUCUACUUCUCCGUCUACCUGGGGAUGGGGAGGGUUUUUGUCAGCUCUCUGCCCAACAGUGCCCCACUGACAGCUCCGAUAUUUGUGACUACUGGCGAGAAGCAACUUCUACAGGUGGAAGUCCAUCACAGACAGGUGAUCUUUGAGCAUGCAGGACUUAGCUAUGGAAUAGGAGAGAUCCCUGAAGUGGAUGUUAAGAGUGGGGAUCAGGCCUAUGUAGGGGGACUUCCAGGAGACUGGGACUCUGACAUGUGGGGAGGGCAUUACAAAGGUUGCCUGCAGGACCUUCGGUUAGACUCGGUGCAUCUCAAUGUGGAUGCCUGGAACAGCUCGGAUGAGGAGGAAGUGUAUUUACCAAGUGAUGCUGAAAAUGUACAGAAGGGCUGUGUCAGUGAUGACACUUGCAAGAUGAAACCUUGUCAGAAUGGAGGAGAAUGCACCAUCACAUUCAACGAUUUCACGUGCUCUUGUCCGGAGGAAUACACCGGAAAGACCUGCGAAACCCGUGUGUGGUGUGUUAGUGAUCCUUGUGUAAACGGCGGCCAUUGUGUGGACCUUCCUGAUGGAUAUGAAUGUGUGUACAAUGCCACGUUUGAGAACAGCGCUGUGCACUACAGUGCUGCAGGCUCACUGGCUGAACCGGUCUCUAACAUAUACAUGGAGCUGCGCACUCGUUCAGAGAACGCUGUGCUCCUGAGGGCCUCCUGGGGCUCGGACCUGCUGCUGGUAGGUCUGCUGGACUCCUCAGUCCGGGUGGAGAUCCACAUUGGCAACAGUGUCGAGGCGCUGACCUUUACAGGAGUUCGUCGGGUGGCUGACGGGAGCUGGCAUCGCGUGAACAUCUCAAUGGCUGAGAAGGAGCGCAAAGCCUCUCCCUGGGUCAUCACCGUGGAUGGGAUCACAGACGCCAGCAGCGGGCCAGAGCGCACAGGAAGCCUUGGCUUUCUCAGGGAGAAGGGGGCCAUGCUGGCCAUCGCAGAGAGCUUCACUGGCUGCUUGGGUGCAGUGAGGCUCGGCGGAGUCUACCUGCCUUUUGUCGAUGACUACAAAGCCCCGCAGCCGUCUCAGUUCCACUUAGCUGGAAAAGCAAAGAUUCGUUUGGGUUGUACCAGUGCCCCCGUUUGUGAUUUAGACCCUUGUAUGAAUGGAGCCACCUGUGAAGACCUCUUCAAUAAGUUUGGCUGUGUGUGUGACUCGGGUUGGGAAGGGGAAGUGUGUGAGACAGACAUUGAUGACUGUGCGUCUCAGCCCUGUGUUCAUGGAAGCUGUAAGGACUACUUAGCUGGUUACGAGUGCCGCUGCCACCCUGGAUAUGCUGGCCCACUCUGUGAAGAGGAUCUGGACGAGUGUGAGCAUCACGCCUGUGAACAUGGAGGCACCUGCCAGGAUGGCAUCAACAUGUACACCUGUACCUGUCCCAAGGGCUACAGUGGCCCUCUCUGCCAGUGGGACUAUCCUCCGAUCCAGUGUGGUGAAGAUGUGCAGUGUGAAAAUGAUGCUAUCUGCAAUGACGGGCUGUGGGGAGCUAACUGUACGUGUAUGCCAGGCUUUACAGGCAGCAGGUGUGAACUGGAGAUUGAUGAGUGUGAGUCUAACCCCUGUCGAAAUGGGGGUUCCUGUUUGGAUCGGUUCAACAUGUUUGUGUGUGAAUGCCCGCCCGGUUACAGCGGUCCAAUCUGUGACACUAACAAACAGGCCCAGAAACGAGGCAUCCCCUGGCUGCUGGUGGCCAUCCCGCUGCUCUGCUUCUGCGUGCUGAUCCUCACCAUCGGCCUGGCCUUCAUGGUGCUCACAGCCAGGAAGAAGCGCCAGUCGGAGGGCGCAUACAGCCCCAGUGCUCAGGAGGUGGCGGGAGCUCGGCUGGAGAUGGACAGCAUGCUCAAAGUGCCGCCGGAGGAAAGACUCAUCUGA